Striga asiatica is the source of this 1771-nucleotide messenger RNA. Lineage: Eukaryota; Viridiplantae; Streptophyta; Magnoliopsida; Lamiales; Orobanchaceae. The record is from the annotation of a GenBank genome assembly.
AUGAAAGGUGCACAAAAACUUCCAAGGCAAAAGUAUAUGGUGUCCUGCAAGUUUUGUCAUCAAAAGGGACACAAUCAAAGAGGUUGUGAGUGGAAAAAGUUAGCUGAAAGUGGGAUUGCUGAUGGUGCCUUUGAGAUGGAGACACAACAUGAAGAGAUGACUCAAGGUGAUGAUUUUCCAUUAUUAACUCAGAAUGAUGAUAGCCAGCCUCAGAAUGAUAAUAGCCAAACUCAGAAUGAUGAUUUUCCUCAAAGAAAACUAAUUUUGUGUUUGUUUCAUGGCAGACAUGAUGAUCUGCAGUUGUGUUUGGGUCAUAUUCAGUAUGGUUCUUCUCCUUCUCUUCAAGUUCAGCUGCAGAUCCAACAUUUUGGCGAUUUGUUUCAGCUUCUAACCGGUUUAUUCUACGCAACAAACCGGGGAUUAUUUGUUUCGAUCUUGCACACAUCGGAGGGUCCAACCAAGCGACAAUCAUUUUGGGCACAAUCGAAGUACCUCCUUCCUGGGUUGGUAGGGGUCCAUGAGCUCUCUCUCUGCAUUGCAGCUUAUAUUGCUCUCAGUAUAGGCCAGCCCCAGAAGCUUUCCAAUGGGGAAGUCUCUAGUAAAGGUCGGCUGAUUGAUGUAUAUUUUAUAAGCGUUGAUGGAGGGUUUAGGCCACUUGUGGAGCAGACCCUUUUGCUUCAACAGAUGGCAAAAGGUCAGAGGAUCUACAAGGCGCAUUUUGUAAUUGAUGUUAGCGAACUUGGGCAAUCUAGUCCACUCCUACUGAAUGCAACAAUGUUUCCUGAAUUUCAAAGCAUUCCCUGGUACACCUCUGGGUCGUUCGGCGGACAAAAUGGAACUUAUUUCUUAAAGAAAAUUGAAAUUCCUUAUGGAACCUUAGAUAUUAUUGCGUUGGAUGCCAUCCUAUUCCAGGAUCACUCGAGUGUAUGUGCAAAUGAUCAGAUUCAGUGGUUGACAAGGAUUCUAAAAGAAAGUGACAGUGAGUGGAAAGUAAUAUUUGGUGAGUGCAAUAUCUUGAAAAUGGAAAAUGGGAGUCCUUUUGAGCCUUUAUGGAGCAUAUUGCUUCAAUAUGGAGUGGAUGCAUAUAUUAGCGCAAAAAAUUGCGUCAAAAUAUGGUCAUCGGGUGUUAAUUCAAUAGACAGAGGUCCCUAUUUUACCGCCGUAAAUCAGAACGUCGUUCUUAAAGAGGAUAAAACAGAUGGGUUUUUUCUCCACCGAGUCAGCUCACUAGAGAUGGACACAUUUUCUGUUGGGUUAACAGGAGAAAUUGAACACGAGUUAUCAAUUAAUGAAAGGGGUCGGGCGGCCAUGUAGGCUUCAGGAGACUUCAUGUUCUCCCUCUUUUUGGUAUCUCUCGUGCUCAAGUACAGUUAUUUGCUUCUAUUGCGAAUUAUGCAUAAGCCACUCGGUUUUUGCUGUUAUGGUGUGACGAUUUUCUGUUUUGUGGUUCUUAUGAGAACUUAUUGCUGCGCAUUUCUGUGUGAGCUAAUUUAUUAGCUUGAGCUUCUUCAUCUUUAUUAUGCAAGGGAUUUGACCUUUUCACAUUCUAGUAGAAAAUAGAGAGAGUUUCAAGUUGUGAUGGAGUUUGUGUUAAUGGUCUUUUCACAUUGUACAAUGGCAAUGUUAAAAAAACUAAAUAAAUAAUUGGAUGGCAAAAUGCAACACAGAACGCAGAUCAAUCAUUUCUAGUUCACUGCAAAAGCUUUUUUUUUUUUUUUUUUGNUGUUUGUGUUCGAUUAUGGUAUUAUCAUUGUUUUCCUAGUCACCAUUG